AUGACAUCAGUGUGGAAUGUCAAAUGCAAGGAGCGUGUAUUCGAAUUGCGGCACAUACAAUACAAAAAAUGGCCAGAUCAUUCAGCUCCAAGUGACACCGUGGGAGCGGUAGAACUUCAUCGUUUGAUUCGGAACUGUCCGAAGGGUCAUCCUAUUGUAGUGCAUUGUUCCGCUGGAAUUGGAAGAACUUGUACGUUAAUAGGUAACUGA
This is a messenger RNA of Cylicostephanus goldi, 210 nucleotides long. The record is from the annotation of a GenBank genome assembly. NCBI's taxonomy places the organism in Eukaryota, Metazoa, Nematoda, Chromadorea, Rhabditida, Strongylidae.